Penaeus chinensis is the source of this 2039-nucleotide messenger RNA. Its product is annotated as beta-galactosidase-1-like protein 2. Lineage: Eukaryota; Metazoa; Arthropoda; Malacostraca; Decapoda; Penaeidae. Gene Ontology annotation, biological process: carbohydrate metabolic process. The transcript has 14 exons. Gene Ontology annotation, molecular function: beta-galactosidase activity. Gene Ontology annotation, cellular component: vacuole. Bases 18 to 1988 code for a protein of 656 amino acids. The record is from RefSeq and is a predicted model, not a curated record.
AACUUCACUCUCGCAGCAUGGGUUACCUGGCCAGCAUCUUCGCGGCGGCGCUCCUCGCCCUUCAGGGAGCGGCGGGGAUAAGCUUGUACGAGUACUAUGCCCCCGGCGGAGUGGUGUCCAGUGGGCUUCUUGCUGAGGGUGACACCUUCAGCCUGAAUGGGCGGGAGAUCCUGCUCCUGUCGGGCGCCUUCCACUACUUCCGCGUCCACCCCGCCCGCUGGAGGGACACCCUCAAGAAACUUAAAGCAGCAGGGCUAAACGCCGUCGAGACCUACGUGCCUUGGAACUUGCAUGAGCCCCGGCAGGGGGAGUUUGACUUUGGCGAUCUCGGGGAGCCCAUGUCGAUGUUCCUCGACGUUCGAGCCUUCGUGCAGAUGGCGCAGGAGGAGGACCUCUUCGUCAUCUUUCGCCCCGGGCCAUACAUCUGCUCCGAGUGGGACUUCGGUGGGAUGCCAAGCUUCCUACUGCGGGACCACACGAUGCAGGUCAGGACCUACUACGACGGCUUCCGGCUGGCGGCCGCGAACUUCUUCGACAACUUGCUGCCGAAGGUGGUCGACCUGCAGUUCACACGAGGCGGACCGAUUAUCGCAGUUCAGAUCGAGAACGAGUACGGGAACUUCGGCUACAGCGACGAGCCUCGUGAUACUCUCUACCUGGAGUUCCUGCGAGACAACCUGAUCGCCAACGGCUUCGGGGAGUCGCUCUUCUUCACGUCCGACACGCCUUCCUACUCAGGGGACCUCGGCUCGGUGCCCGGAGAGCUGAUGACGGCCAACUUCAAGUCGGGAGGAGAGAAGGAGCUCCAGCUUCUGAAAGAGAUCCAGCCUAACCGGCCUCUCAUGGUCAUGGAGUUCUGGACCGGCUGGUUUGACCACUGGCUGGCGGAGGUGCACGUCACGUGGGCGCCCGAGAAGUUCGCCGAGAACCUUGACAUGAUCCUGAGCCACAACGCCUCCGUCAACAUGUACAUGUUCAUCGGCGGGACCAGCUGGGGCUUCAUGGCGGGCGCCAACACCCUGGACAUCUGGCCCCACUAUGCGCCCGAUACCACUUCCUACGACUACGACGCUGUAUUAACCGAGGCCGGCGACUACACCGAGAAGUACACUCUGGCGAAGGAGACCAUUGCCAGAUAUAAUCCUCUAGAAGGCAUCGUUGACCUCCCGCCGCCGCCCGCAGAGACGACCAAGGUGGCCUACCCUGCCGUUCCCGUGGCCGACGCCCUUGACCUCGAUACCUUUUUGACACAAGUUCCCAAGUUCGAGAGCCUUGAAGGGACGGUGAGCAUGGAGCUGCUGCCCGUGAACAACGGCAGCGGUCAGGCGCACGGAUACAUAAUGUACACGACGCACGUCACUGUCGCGGCGCCCAACUCCACGCUGAAGAUCAGGGGUCAUGUCAGGGACAUGGCGCAGGUGCUGCUGAACGGCCAGGUCAUCACCGAGCCUUAUCACAAUCAGCUGGACGUCAACAAGUUCGGCUUCUGGAAUGGACUUGACAAAGAACUGGCACUCCCUGGCACCGGCGAAGUGGCUGAGCUCAGUAUCCUCGUGGAGAACCUUGGGCGUGUCAACUACGGCGCCCCCCACAAGUACCACCAGCAGAAGGGGCUGUGGGAGGGGCCUGUCCUCGUCGACGGAACGCAGGUCGACGAGUGGGAGAUUCACCCGAUGGAAUUCAAGGGUCUUCAGAGCUUGAGUGGCUGGACUGCCUUCGGCGGAUCCCUCGCCACCCCCGCCUUAUACCGCUGCGUCCUGGACGUGGUCGGCGCCCCCGAGGAUACCUGGCUGGACAUGAGCGGCUGGGGCAAGGGCGUCGUCUUUAUCAACGGUUUCAACCUGGGCCGCUACUGGAACGCCGGCCCGCCCAAGACCUUGUACCUGCCGGGGCCUCUGCUGAAGGAGGGCAGCAAUGAGAUCGUGGUGUUCGAGCAAUACACGGCCUCGUCCGAAAUCGUCUUCCGCGACACUCCGAUCUUGUCAUAGGCUUUGCUUUAUUCCGAUUUUCUCGGGGGAAUAAAUAAAGUUUAUUGACUA